AUGCAAGGAAAAAGUAGCGAAAUUUUGGACGCAAGUGAUCUGGCCACCCUUGGAAAUGCCGAUAACCUCAAAGAUCCUGGGAAUGAUGCCAAGAUGCCGCAUCACAUCCGUGGACACGUAUGGUCUGAGCCCAGUGUGUUAAUGUGCCUUUUCCAGGAUGUUCUAUGCAAUAUUUGGACUCUGCAUAAUUCAGGAAUGAAGCUCACGCAACUUGCUAGAGGGGGUCCCUCUGAUGUUUUGGAAAAUAAUGCAGCAGCAAGUGUCUCAUAA
Molecule: messenger RNA, 270 nt
Organism: Dovyalis caffra
Lineage: Eukaryota; Viridiplantae; Streptophyta; Magnoliopsida; Malpighiales; Salicaceae
Source: the annotation of a GenBank genome assembly